AUGGCUGCCGUCGCCUCACUGGCUCCUCUCGGAUAUCAUCUGCUACGCCUUCUCCACUCUCCUCGACUCUCUCUUCUUCCUACAACCAAACAAAUCCUAAUACACACUUUCAUCAAAACCAUCUCCUUACACGGACUUGUUCGAAAGUUCGACCAGGCUUCAAAAUCGAUCAUCGAUGACAGCUUCUGCGAUCAGGCAAAGGCCUUAGAUCACCGCAUCAGAGACGCCGUCCAUCGACUCGAAGACGCUCUCGACCAUUAUUUCUCGACUCAAUAUCUAAAUUCUCCCUUCCAAUUCACCAUUGAUCUCGACAAAAAUGAUUGCAGCAUUGAAAUUGCUUCAUUCAUGGCGUCUGUCGCCAAGAUCAAGCGCGAGUAUGCGAAGAUCAUCGACGAGUCUAGCAAAAAAAACGACGAAAUUAAGGCUUUCGAUCGGGUAAUCAGAAAUGAGCUUCAUAGAGUCGAAGAAUGCUUCGAGCUUUUUUGGUCGACUAAAUAUUGCUCAGAGAGUGAAGAUUUUAGAUCAGAGAACCUCUUGGAGGACAUGAUUGGUGUGGAGAAAUCGAAGAAGGAUAUUUAUUUGUUCUUAGCAGCUGUAAGGAUCGCGAAACUUGAGUAUGGUAAGAACUUGAAGUUUUUUAGAAACAAUACAGAGGCGAUGAAGGCCAUGGAUCUGCGAAUCAGAGAGUCGAUGCUACAGGAAGACGACAACGACGACGAUUUCCAUCUAUAUUUAUGGCUUCAAUAUCUUUCGGAAACUGAAGAAAGCCUUUCAUCAUCGGAAUCUCCGAGGGAAUUCGUUAUCGACGUCACGACAAUGGAAGAAAAUACCAGAUCUUUCAUGGCAGCUCUGGAGAAGAUCAAGCAAGAGUUCAUGAUCGAGAACGCCAUAGACGAGGAUAAGGAAGAGAUAGAUUGGGAAAAUUUAGUACUAGAUUUCGAAAAUGUAGAACUAUGGGACAGUAGAGAGGAUGAUGAUGAUGAAAAGAUAAGGCUCCGAUCUAAGGAGGAUGCGGAAGACAACGAGGACGAAGAAGAAGACACAGAGUCGGAAGAGAGUGACGAAGAAGACGACGAGGAUGAGGAUGAGGAUGCAAUAGCAUACAAUGACGAGGACUUUUUUUCGACAAGAAACUACAACAUGGUUGGAUUGCUCGACGAAUUUUUCGAACUAAAAAAAGGUCUGCUUUUAAGGGGAAGUUGGUCGACGAAGAUCAUAAGCAUCGUUGGAAUGGCCGGCAUUGGCAAGACAGCUCUUGCAAAGCAACUUUACAACGAUCCGCUCAUCGCGACGCAUUUUCAUCGCCGCGCAUUUGUCUCGGUAGGACAGAAGUUUCAGCUGAAGCGACUAAUGAUCGAUGUUUUGUCGCAAGUAGACAAUCGCCGUCGUCGCAUUGCUGAUCUGCAGCGCGCAUCGGUUUACAAGCUAGCCAAGUAUUUGCAGUCGAGUUUCGCAAGCAAGCGAUUCUUGUUAGUGUUGGACGACGUAUGGAGCGAAGAUCUCUUCUCCCACAUCUGGUUUUUCUUGUUCUAUCGGAGGAAAAGUCGAAUACUUGUGACGACGAGGAUAUCGAGCUUGCAGUCGGCUUCGGAGAUACCUUACGAUAACUUCAACAUGCCAUUCCUUAAUAAAGAGCAGAGCUGGAGACUACUCUGCGAGAAGGUGUUCGGAAAACACUCGUAUUGUCCUCACGAGCUCGUCAAAGUCGGGAAAAAGAUCGCCGAGAAUUGCGAAGGGCUUCCUCUGGCGAUUAUCGCAGUCGCGAACAUCCUCGCCAGACGCGAAAUGAGUUUCGAUAGCUGGGAGAAGAUAGCUGAAGAUCCAAAUCCUCUUGGAAUUGGUACCGAUGAUCAAGAGCCUUCGCUAGGAGUAUUGUACUCGAGCUACGAUCAACUUUCGCAGUUCUUGAAGACUCGUUUUCUAUACACCGGAGUUUUCCCCCGGCGACGCGAGAUUGUCGCUUCAAACUUCAUCAGCCUGUGGAUUUCCGAGGGGUUCAUCGACAUGUCUGAAGAAUCUAUCGACCACGAAGCGUUAGUCCUCGCCGGUAAGAAAUGCUUAGAGGAUCUCUCGUCGCAAAGUGUCAUUUUGGUCACUAAAUUGACGUCAAGAGGUCGGAUCAAAACCUUCAAGCUCCAUUCCGUUUUCUGGCAUCUCUGCGUCAGCGAAGCGCGAAAGGAUAAUCUUUUCCGAGUAGUCGAGAAGUACUCCGGCAGCACCUUCACAGAAGCGAUAAAAGGCCAUCGCCGCCUCUGCAUCCACAACAACACUCUGUUUGGCCUAAAAGAAGCGCACAAAUCGAUCUCUUCCGUUUCACAUAUGCGCUCUCUCCUCUGCACAGGUCCUCGCCACGACUAUCCGGUGCCAAUGUGUUUCGAGAUGCGAUUGCUUCGAGUACUCGAUGCUCUCACCGUUCGCUUCUACAAAUUCCCCGUCGAAGUCGCGAAGUUAGUGCAGCUCAGGUAUCUAGCAUUCACUUACGACGGAAUUCUUUGCGCUUCAAUAUCGCAACUCUGGAAUCUCGAGUUCUUGAUCGUCUUGCCACGCCGGCGCAUCAUUUCGCCACAAGCUCCACCUUAUUUGCCGCCGGAGAUUUGGAAAAUGCCGGCGCUCAUGCAUCUGCAAGUCACAGGAGCGCUGCUACCGCCCCCUUACCCUUCAGCUGUAUUACCGAACCUCUCGACAAUCCUCGACAUAAAUGCGCAUAGUCUUACAUUCGACGUCGCCAAAAGUCUUCCGAAACUACGAAAACUUAGCAUCCAAAUCGACGUGACAUUACAUAAUCCCUUCGCUUUCACUAGCCACAUCUCUCGCCAUUCGAAACUCAAGUCGUUGACAUGCACCGUCAUCAAUCCUAACCAUCGAGCGGUUGCUCCGCCUCGUCCUCGCGAAAUCUUCCCACAAAACCUCGAGAAGCUUAGCUUAAGCGGAUUCGGAUAUCCAUGGGAGUACAUGAAGGAGAUUUGUGAGCUGCGGAAUCUCGAAGUGCUGAAGCUACGGAACUAUGCGUUUCGAGGUGCCGAGUGGGAGGUAGAGUCUGUCGCAGAUUUUUGUAACCUGAAGGUUGUGGUUAUGGAGGAUCUGGACCUGGUGCAUUGGAGGAUGGUGCAGCCAUGGGGGGUUGCUCUGAAGGGGGUGGUGAUCAGACAUUGCUACAAGCUGGAAGAGAUACCAUUGAUGGAUCUUGAAUGCUUGGAAUGGAUUGAGUUGGUUGAGGUUAAGCCUUGUGUUGUAGAUUCUGCAAACAAGAUUAUCCAACAUGGCAAGCAAUCUGAUGGAGGGAUUAUUCGACUUAAUGUCGAUUGUUGUUGGGAAAAUAAUGGUGACUAA
Andrographis paniculata is the source of this 3330-nucleotide messenger RNA. Its product is annotated as putative late blight resistance protein homolog R1A-4. Gene Ontology annotation, biological process: defense response to other organism. The transcript has a single exon. Gene Ontology annotation, molecular function: ADP binding. Lineage: Eukaryota; Viridiplantae; Streptophyta; Magnoliopsida; Lamiales; Acanthaceae. Bases 1 to 3330 code for a protein of 1109 amino acids. The record is from RefSeq and is a predicted model, not a curated record.